Molecule: messenger RNA, 1614 nt
Organism: Malassezia vespertilionis
Lineage: Eukaryota; Fungi; Basidiomycota; Malasseziomycetes; Malasseziales; Malasseziaceae
Gene: DPH1
Product: 2-(3-amino-3-carboxypropyl)histidine synthase
Exons: 2
Coding region: 1-1614 (537 amino acids)
Biological process (GO): protein histidyl modification to diphthamide
Molecular function (GO): 2-(3-amino-3-carboxypropyl)histidine synthase activity
Source: RefSeq, a predicted model, not a curated record
AUGAGCGAUGCGUCACAGCCGCGGCGACGAUUUACACGACAAGAAUCCAACAUUGCAGCACCAAUAGUAGGUGGGAGUAUACCCGAAUCCAUCACACAAGACCCUCUACUGAACGGCGCCAUUGCAGCACUUUUGCCGCCAAACUACAAUUUUGAAAUUCACAAGACCAUUUUCCAGAUUCGCAAAUUCGACGCGGAAUGUGUUGCACUGCAAAUGCCAGAAGGACUUACGAUGUGGGCCACUGCAAUUGCAGAUAUAAUUGAGCGCUUCACUACAGCGACGACCGUCAUCAUGGGAGACGUAACGUACGGUGCAUGUUGUGUGGAUGACUAUACCGCUAUGGGUCUUGGUUGCGACAUGCUUGUGCAUUACGGGCACAGUUGCCUUGUUCCCGUGGACCAAACCAUGAUUCGCACCCUUUACGUUUUCGUUGAAAUCAGCGUCGAUGCUGAGCAUCUUCUCCAGACUGUGCGCUACAAUUUUCCCAGUACUAGGGACGAAUUUUACAACAAGGUCCUCACUGCACCGGGCGAGCGAAAUGCACCCGCGGCAGUAGCGGUGGAAAUGACAGGCGGUAUGACAGGCGGCACCGAGCUCGAGAUGGAAUCGCCUCGCACACGCAUUGCACUUGUCGGCACCAUUCAAUUUAUUGCAGCCAUUCAAUCCAUCCGCGAACGACUCACUCUUGGUGAUACGGACGCACCCACUAUACCUGUCGACGAGAAAGAAAUUUCGGAGACGCAAGACAAAGCAUUGGUCCGCUACGACGGCGACCAUUUGAAGCACGCGCGGUAUGAAGUGACGGUGCCGCAGAUUAAGCCGCUGAGUCCAGGCGAAAUUCUAGGCUGCACAUCACCCAAGCUGGAUCACACCAAAAUCGAUGCAAUAUUGUACGUGGGCGAUGGUCGCUUUCAUUUAGAAUCUAUUAUGAUUGCGAAUCCGCGCAUUCCUGCAUUCCGGUACGAUCCUUAUACCAAACGUUUGCAGCGCGAAUUGUACGAUCAUCCUGAGAUGCGCCGUCUGCGAAGGGCAGCCAUUUUUGAAGCCUCUGCAUCACUUGAAAGCUCAGAAGAAGGCGUUGAACAAGCAGCAAAACCUGGAUGGGGCCUUGUGCUUGGGACUCUUGGUCGUCAAGGAAGCACAAAAGUCCUGGAUUAUCUGGGCGAAGUGCUGUCUUUGCGCGAUGCAACUGUGAAACAUGUUCCUAUACUCCUCUCCGAACUUUCUCCGCAAAAAAUAAGCCUUUUUGGCGAUCACCUUUCCGUGAUUGUGCAGACGAGCUGUCCUAGGCUGUCGAUCGAUUGGGGCUCGGCCUUUCCUAAGCCGCUGCUUAGCCCGUACGAGGCUGCGGCUACGCUUGGUCGUGCUCCAAUGUGGUCAGAUAAGGAUAAUGCGCUUGGCAUGGUCCGAUACCCCGGAACACGGCCGGACAACGCGCCAGAAGAAGCGGCAGAAAAAAACGUUUCAGACUAUCCUAUGGAUUUCUACGCCAAUGCAUCGUUAGGUCCAUGGACUCCGCGUCAUGGACUCGGCGUUGCUAAAAAGUCUGGGCGCAGCAACCGCGCAUUGCUCCAGUCCAUGGGCAUCCGUAUCCGCCAAUCUGAAGCAAGGUAG